Molecule: messenger RNA, 1423 nt
Organism: Pungitius pungitius (ninespine stickleback)
Lineage: Eukaryota; Metazoa; Chordata; Actinopteri; Perciformes; Gasterosteidae
Exons: 2
Coding region: 147-836 (229 amino acids)
Source: RefSeq, a predicted model, not a curated record
UGCUAAGUAACGUUGUUAUAGUCAUCGUUUUACUCGAUGCGAGAAAAGGCAGCGGUGCCUCUUGCGUGUUGUUAAAUUCCACGAUAGAUACCCACAACUAAUUAAAAAAACAACAACUUGAACUGUUAUUUGAAUGCUUUUGCAUCAUGGAGGUUAUUGAGACAAUUGUGAUCCAAAGUACUGAAGUGGAAGAAAAGGAAACGGUUGUGUCCAGCGCGGACACCGAUAAGACCAAAGCAGAAUUCAUCUGGACGCUGCAGGCGACGUGGCACCUUGUCAACACCAGACUAGAAAUGGACCACGCUUUUGAUCAGCCAGUGUGCAAAAAAAAAAAACUCUGGGAGACGGUGGCAGAGAAAGUGAACACGAAACUAAGAGAGUCGGAGGUCACCGAUGUCACCGUGAAGGCGUACGAGUGUGACCUCAAGUGGAGAAACAUGCUGGCCACAUACAGGAAGAACUGCGAGAGGGCCAAGAGGCUGGGGGCCUCCAGCGUCCACUGGGAGUUCUUCAAGGCCAUGCACGAGAUCCUGGGGAAGAGCAGAGAGGAGAUUGAAGACCAGCGACGGGCAAAACUGAGCGGGACGAGAGUGGGCAAGGCCAUGGUGAGCAAGAGGUUCACCCCUAUCCUUCCUAACCCUCCUACAACAGCUGCCCCCUGCACCGCCAGGCCUCCACAGGACGUCCUACAGCUGUACAUGGAGCUGCAAGAGAGGAAGAUGAACAUGUGGGCCCAGCAGAAAGCCCUGGAGGAGAGGAAGAUAGACGCUAUCAACAACCUGGCCCAGGCCAUCUCCAGCCUGGCUCAGAAAAACGUAUCAAAGGAUGGACUUUAGCCCAGAAGACUUGCUGGUUUUUAUUUACCGAAAACUGCUGCACGAGGAACACAGUUAAAGGGUGUUUGCAAUAAACAUUUUUUUAGAUGUUAACUGUUAGCAUUUUAAGAACAGUAGGGCCAGUUUGACAAGAUACACACUCACUAAUCACACACUCGGCAUCUUUUGUUCAUACUGCAAGCAGAUUACAUAUGCCUAAACAAUGUUUUUCUUUUCCCGUUGAUGCGCGAAUGGAUGUAAACAUCACUUAUUUUUAAAACUCAAAUAUGACUCAGAUAAGAAAAUACAAACAUCCUACUGUCAUUGCAUCAGUUCAUAUACCAAAUGUCAUAAACCUAUGCAAUAAUUGUGCAAACUGAAAUGGAAAUGAUCGCAACAGGAUUAUGAUCAUUGCUUAAAGGAAAUCAGUUUGACUAAAACAGAUUUUUUGUGAAAACAGAUAUUUGAAAACUUUUAACAGUAUUCAUUGACACACUGGUACUGUGUAUGUUCGUAUAUUAAUCAUUUACACUAUCACUAUGCAAAACUUUCCUUCGUAAUCUUUCAAUCAAUAAACAAUACUGCAAUAAAGACUGCUUCUGUACAGA